This is a messenger RNA of Striga asiatica, 1253 nucleotides long. NCBI's taxonomy places the organism in Eukaryota, Viridiplantae, Streptophyta, Magnoliopsida, Lamiales, Orobanchaceae. The record is from the annotation of a GenBank genome assembly.
GUACAUGUAAAUCCUGCCCUAUAUUAUCUUUAUUGCGAUAGGCCUCACAGUGAAGAAAAAAAAAGGCAGCAAUCCCUCUGCUAAAAGGCAAAAGGGGUGAAAAUUAUAUAAAAAUAAAAAUAAAAAACAAGAAAAAGACCAGCCCAUUUCUCCUCUUCAUGUCUUGUGCCCCCUUUCUUCUCUUUAUUAAUGCUCUAUAUAACUCAUCACAAGGAGAAAGAAAGUGAAAGGCUUUGUCUGGCUUUAUUUUAUUUUAUAGAGAGGGAAAGUAGUAGUUGAGUGUGUAAAAUGAGUGAGCUAGGUGAUGGGCUCGGGUUGAGCCUCAGCUUGAGAUGCCCGGAAAAUAAUAAUCCCGACCACCCACCGCCGCCGGCAGCCGCCUCUUUCCCGCUCAACCUCUUCCGGUCGCCGCUGCCUUUCGUUCCUCAGCACAAAACACCUGAUCUUUUUGGAGGGCCCACCAGAUCGUUUUACAGGGGGAUCGACGUCAUCGCGGCGGCGCCGGGGGGCUGCGACGAGGAGGUCAUGGUGUCGUCCCCGAACAGCACGGUGUCGAGCCUGAGCGGGAAGAGGAACGAGAGGGAGGAGAGCUCGCCGGAGAUCGACGACGACGGCGGCGGGGACGCGGCUGCCGGGAUGAAGAAGCUCCGACUGUCCAGGGAGCAGGCGGCGGUGCUGGAAAGCACAUUCCGGGAGCACCACACCCUGAAUCCGAAGCAAAAAAUGGCGAUAGCGAAGAGGCUGAAUCUGAGGCCAAGGCAGGUGGAGGUGUGGUUUCAGAACAGAAGGGCGAGGACAAAGCUGAAGCAAACCGAGGUGGACUGCGAGUAUCUGAAGCGUUGGUGUGAGAAUCUAACGGUGGAAAAUCAACGGCUGCAAAAGGAGGUAUCGGAGCUUAAGGCACUCAAGCUAUCGGCCCCUCGAUUUUACAUGAAUAUGAGCCCCCCAACAACCCUCAUCAUGUGCACUAAAUGUGAGCGUGUAUCAGCUCGUAAAUCAUAAUUUCUUCUUCUUUUUUUGGGGGAGAUUUUAGUUGAAAAAAAAAAAUAUGUGAUGUGANCUUUUUUUUUUUCCCUAGUUUGUUUAUUGAUGGAUUUGUGAUGCUAAGGGGAGGAGAAAAGAAAAGUUGGCUCCUUUUUAAUGUUGGAGAUUAAGGGGUGACAUUCUAAGUUUCUAACCAUUGGAUAAAAGUUUUUUGUUUUGUGAAGGAGGUGAAUUUUUGUUCCUCAUUUUCUCCAUGAAGAGGGUUGUUA